GAGACAGGGUGCAAUAAUAAAUUAGAUAGCUAAGUGAAAAGGUAGUAAGUACUUUCGUGACUAACAAAAACUGUCAUUUUCUAGGACAACGUUGUGACGAUAUAAACGAUGAAAGAUCCCUCGAUCAGUUUUAUUUCAAACAUAAAGUUCUUAGUCUCUAGUUAAAAAUCGGACGUUCUCAGCUUUCUUUUAUUGACGGAUCGUCGUCGUAUGUGAAUGUUUAUCGUCGAAUAUGACAAAUUUAUUAUUGCAUUCUCUACUUUUGAAUAUUGCCGGCAACGUCGUUAUGCCUGGUGGAAAUUCGAGUUACGAGAAGACGAUCGACGCUACGUUAAAUAUUUUAAUGUCCUGUGCGUUAAAAAAUAAUUCAAACUUUCUAUUCGCCGGCGAAUACGCAGAGGUCUUAAUUAAUCAUCGCCAUUUUUUCGGACAGACCGCAAUAGCUCUGGUGGCAGAAUCAAAAAACUCGACUUUCGAUUCGUUCACUUUGACCCAGCAUUCGUUUCUUAUUUACAAACAAACGUAUUACAAGUUCGUACGAUUUCUUUACAAACUUCGUCUAUUUGUCGUGAUUACUUCCUCCCAACCGAUUCUUAAAUUGACUUUGAAAAGAAUAAAGGAAACUACGUGGGCUAAUAGCAAUGGAUAUUAUAUUCUAAUAGAUAGGAAGACCGCGGAACGUGGUUGCGGUAACGCUAAAUCGUAUCUUUGGACAGCUUGGCAAUUCGAUCUUCUACGUUCGAUCUUUAUUUGCUUCGAUCCUAUCGAAGGUGUCGUACUUUAUUCUUACGAUCCUUACACAGGUGAACCAUCGAAGGAUUGGAAGGAGGUGAAAAGAAUUUCUGGACGUAAUGGACAUCCUUGGCUUUUACUUCAAAAGAGAUACGACAAAGCAAUUUGUCCAUUCAAAGAAGUUAACAGAAUCACUACAUUUCAUGGUUACGAAGUAAGAUUGUGCGCGAUACAAGUACCACCAUUUCUAUACAUACAGAAUAAUCUCACCGGAUUGGAAAGAUUUAAAGGGGAUGACAGCAUUAUCGUACAAACGAUUCUUAAGAAGCUUAACACUACUAUAAACAUUACGGUAAAGAAUCUUAUGUUGGGUGGUAUCGAUAAAUAUGGAGGUAUGACCGGCUUGUUAGAAGAAGUUACGAAUGGUCUUUGCGAUAUAGCAAUGAAUUCCAAGAGCUUCACCAUGAUGUGGCAUCUGAGUUACAGCUAUCCACACGACGAAUCUGGUUUAUGCGUUAUGUCUCAAACGAAAGAAGAAGUUUCGGAGCUACGAAAAUUAAUGAACCUUUUGGCGACACCCUUCAUGUUAGGCAUGAUGAUAAUCUACACGGUUACUCUUCUGAUCAUGACGAAAUUAGAUGGAUUCUUUGAAGCCUUUUUAAAUGUAGAACGUUUGUUAUUAUGCGUCGCCAUAUUACGUCCACCUAAAAUAAAUUCUUACAGAAUUUAUAUCUGUAUGAUGUUUAUACUCUCGUUAUCUGCAAAUGCUGUUUUUCAAAGUCAUUGGUAUUCUUUACUAACGGUGCCUCAAUUCUAUUCGAACAUUGACACUUACGAUGAUCUCAAGGAUUCUAAACAUGAUAUAUAUGGAACCAUAAGUUUCAAAGGUUUGGUCGGUGAAGAGUUGGAGUCUCGUUUUCAUGAAACCUCUUACUUCGAUUGCCUUGAGAUAGUUAAAAAUACGAGUACCGCGGUAUGGAUAUCGGAAUGUCUUAACAUACAUUUCAGAUUAAUAAACGAAACGAAUUUGUACAUUUCGAAAAAUAAAGUAAGAGAAUUCGUGUCAUCGUUCAUUGCCAGAGAAAAUUGGCCGAUCUUCAGAACGUUCAAUAGGAAUUUGCAAAGAUUAGUAGAAUCUGGUCUGAUCGCUAUGUGGAAAAAACAUACUAUCGCGUAUUUGCAACGAAAUAUGCAACUGAAAAUAAUGAACGCGACUGGAUACAAAGUUCUUAAGUUUAAACAUCUUGAUUUUAGUUUUUACAUACUUGCAAUAGGCAAUGCUUGUGCCAUUAUAGUUUUCUUCAUGGAAUUGAUGGUCCAUCGAUAUCGCGAAAAUAUGAGAAAGAUCAUUAAAAAGAAUAGUUCGUUGAAAUUAAAUUAAAUCGUGCAAACUGUUUUAAACGAAUUAAAAUCGCGUCGAUCUACGUAUUAAAAUUUUAAUUAUAAGCUUUAACUUGAUGUUUCAAAUUAAUUUUUUUUUUUUACGAUCUAUACACAAGACAAAAUAGUAAGAGCAACGUCGCUAAAAUGUUAUCGAUUAUUUCCCGUAAAAUAUUGAUCUGUCAAAAUAGUAAAUGUAAUACGUAUGUAUUGUACCAGUGAAAUAAUCGAUUGAAUAAAUUUU
This is a messenger RNA of Vespula pensylvanica (western yellowjacket), 2356 nucleotides long. RefSeq lists its product as uncharacterized. NCBI's taxonomy places the organism in Eukaryota, Metazoa, Arthropoda, Insecta, Hymenoptera, Vespidae. The transcript is spliced from 5 exons. Bases 233 to 2113 code for a protein of 626 amino acids. The record is from RefSeq and is a predicted model, not a curated record.